CUAUGGGCCUCCCCUCUGUAUCCGUCACUGUCUUUUCCCGUUCAUUAACUACAGCCUACAGUGACUUUCUGGUGCCAGACUGCCAGGAUGCUGUCAGGUUUUGCUGUCAACAGCCGUGGCAAACUUUAUGUUUGUUUAUAUUUUGUACUUUUCUUCCUUUUUUUCACUGAAUGAUUUUCUAGGUUACUUAUAUCACAACUUAGUUUCAUUUAUAAAUUUAUAAGAUUUUUAUAUACAAUGUACUUAUUUAAAGUUAUUUUAACAUUUGUACUUAGCUGUUCUCCCUGUUUGUCAGAUUGCGGGUGUAAUAUUAACCGUAACGGACAGUGCAAUAAAGAGGAAAAUGAAAUCAAACCACACAAUAAGUAUGGUAGAGAAAUAAAUUCUAAUGGAGAAUUUUCUAAAAUGAAUUUUGAAACCUCAAAUAUGGUGCUCAUUAAACAUGGUAUAUUUGAGAUGGGAACUAAUAAACCAAUGUUUGUUUCUGAUAUGGAAGGUCCAGCUCGUAAUAUUAGUAUAAAGAAAGAUUUUUAUUUAGAUAUAUUUGAAGUCUCCAAUGAAAAUUUUUAUGACUUUGUGCGAAUGACAGGAUAUAAAAGUGAAGCAGAGAUUUUUGGUGACAGUUUUAUAUUUGAAAUGUCUUUAGCAGAAAAUCAGAGAGACUCUUAUGAAGAUGUUCGAGCUGUAGGAGCACCUUGGUGGAUUAAAUUGAAAGGUGUAACGUGGAAACAUCCUGAAGGACCAGACUCAACUAUUGAAGACAGAAUGAGUCAUCCAGUUGUUCAUGUUUCAUGGAAUGAUGCAAAAACAUAUUGCCAACAUUUAGGUAAAAGGCUUCCUACUGAAGCGGAAUGGGAAAUGGCCUGCAGAGGUGGUUUAAAACAAAAAUUAUAUCCAUGGGGUAACAAAUUGAAUCCUAAUAACCAACAUUGGGCUAAUAUUUGGCAAGGAGAAUUUCCUAAAACUAAUACUGGGGAAGAUGGUUACAUCUUCACUAAUCCAGUUAAUGAGUUUCCACCAAAUAAGUUUGGUCUAUACAAUAUGGCUGGAAACGUUUGGGAAUGGACAGAAGAUGAUUGGCAAACUGACCCUGAGAAUUCAAAAGUAAAAAAAGGUGGAUCGUUUCUCUGCCAUGAAUCUUACUGCUGGAGAUAUAGAUGUGCAGCAAGAUCAUUUAAUACCAAGGAUUCCACGGCUGCAAAUUUAGGUUUUAGGUGUGCAAAAGAUAUUUCUUAAUGUAAUUAUGAUGUACUUAGUAAAUUUUCUAUUUCAUUUAAUAAAAUAAUGCAAAUUUGUA
Molecule: messenger RNA, 1297 nt
Organism: Sitophilus oryzae (rice weevil)
Lineage: Eukaryota; Metazoa; Arthropoda; Insecta; Coleoptera; Curculionidae
Product: formylglycine-generating enzyme
Exons: 4
Coding region: 238-1236 (332 amino acids)
Cellular component (GO): endoplasmic reticulum
Source: RefSeq, a predicted model, not a curated record